GUAGCUAUUACGCUACUUAACCUACUGGAUUUUGCUCAUUGCAUUAUGAACUCGCUCCUUGCACGCAAGGGUGUUGCUUCGCUUGCACAAGCCGCUCGCCGGACAAGACAUGUAGCAUGGGGCUCUUCUUGGCAUCUAAGAGCUUCUAGGGCUCUCAUAGCGAAAGCUUCUCAGGAGCCAGGGCCUUCCGGCGAAAGUGAUGUCCUGGCGGAAGUCGGUCGCCGCGCAGUUGACUUCUGGGACAAGCUGGACACCAAGCAGCGCAUCUACACAGUGGUGGCUGGAGGCGCGCUGGUGCUAUCGCUGCCGCAGAUUGUGGGCGUGCUGCUCAUUCCGCUGGAACGGCUCCUGGUGGGCGGGCUCCUGGCAGUGGAGCAGGCAUUUGCGCUGCUGGUCCUGUCCAGCGUCAGGGUGAUUGCGCUGGUGGGCGCGGCGGGGCUGGUGCUGGUGGGUUUGUACCUGUUCCUGUUCCCCAAGAAGGGCGAGAGCUGAUUGGAGAUGUGGAGUGGACAAAUUAGCCGUCGCAAAUGAAGCAAGCAGCUUCUUUGGCAGGCCCGCACUCUGCAGGCAGGCGCCAGGCAGCAAGGCGGUGUACAGAAUGACCCGUACAGGUAGAGAUUAGGUUGAUGAACGCAUGGCUGUGUGGAACAGGACAUUUAGCACGGCUGGCGUUCCACAUGUCGUGCAGGGUACAUGGGAGGCUGCUGCUUCAUGCAGCGCGUUGGCAUAGUCAUACUGUGAAUUGCCGCACUGAUUGCUGGGUUAAGGCGCUGUGCUAGUGGUAGCGGACCGAGGUCAAAGCCAUCGAGGCCUGCGAAAGCAGGUCCAGGGCGGACCAAAGGAAUAUGCGCACGGUACUGUCGUGUGUAAAACAGUAUGAAUCUCGCUGUGAGCGCAAGCUGGUUGGCUGACUGCUCAGCUGACCUAGGGACGUGGUAGGCGCGCCCUAGUCGUGUGCCAGGCCUGGGCGCGAAGUGAGUCGGCACACGUU
This is a messenger RNA of Chlamydomonas reinhardtii, 991 nucleotides long. RefSeq lists its product as uncharacterized. The record is from RefSeq and is a predicted model, not a curated record. The transcript is spliced from 4 exons. The coding region runs from base 46 to 492 and encodes 148 amino acids. Lineage: Eukaryota; Viridiplantae; Chlorophyta; Chlorophyceae; Chlamydomonadales; Chlamydomonadaceae.